Pipistrellus nathusii (Nathusius's pipistrelle) is the source of this 1602-nucleotide messenger RNA. NCBI's taxonomy places the organism in Eukaryota, Metazoa, Chordata, Mammalia, Chiroptera, Vespertilionidae. The record is from the annotation of a GenBank genome assembly.
AUGGCGGCGGCCGAGGCGCUGGCGGCCGCGGCGGUGGCUUCGCGGCUGCAGCGGCAGGAGGAGGACGUCCGCUGGCUGUGGGCCGAGGUCCAGCGCCUGCGGGACGCGCAGCUGAACGCGCCCGACCGCGGCCCGGCCGAGGGGCCCUGCCUCCCGCGGGAGGUGGCGCGGCUGCGGGCGGAGAACCAGGACCUGCGGCGCCGCCUGUCCCGCCUGCGGCUGAGCCUCGCGGAGGAGCGGAGCGGCCGGGCGGCGCGGGAGGAGGAGACCGGAGACCCGGUGCGUGAGGACAGCCCGGCCAGGGAAGCGCUGCAGCGGACCUGCAGGGUGUCCCUCCCCGAGAGCAAGAUGAUGACAGCCUGGGAGGAGGCCCAGGAGAAGGCCAGCAGCCGAGACCACAGGAGAAUCGGGAAGGACCAGGAGCUUUUCUUCUUCCAUGACCUGAGUCCCGGGAGCUGCUUCUUCCUCCCGCGGGGAGCCUCCGUCUACCACACGCUGCUGGGCUUCAUCCGCGAGGAGGAUCGCCGCCGGGGUUUCUCGGAGGUGCUCUCCCCCAACGUGCUCAGCAGCAGGCUCUGGGAGGCCUCGGGCCACUGGCAGCUCUACAGCCAGAGCAUGUUCGCCUUCAACGUGGACAAGGACACGUUCGCCCUCAAGCCCAUGAACUGUCCGGCGCACUGUCUCAUGUUUGCCCACCGCCCGCGGUCCUGGAGGGAAAUGCCGGUGCGGUUUGCCGACUUCGGGGUUCUUCACAGAAACGAGCCGUCGGGAACCCUGAGUGGCCUGACCAGGGUGCGGCGCUUCCAGCAGGACGACGCCCACAUCUUCUGCACCGAGGGGCAGAUUGAAGAGGAGAUCCGGGGGUGUCUGCAGUUCUUGCAGUCCGUCUACUCCACGUUCGGCUUCUCCUUUGAAUUAAACCUGUCGACGCGGCCGGAACACUUCCUGGGCGAGCUCGCGUUGUGGGAUGAGGCUGAGAAGCAGCUGCAGAAGAGCCUGGCGGACUUUGGAAAACCGUGGAAGCUGAGCCCAGGAGAUGGAGCGUUCUAUGGCCCCAAGAUCGACGUCAGCAUCAAGGACGCCCGGGGCAGGCCCCACCAGUGUGCGACCAUCCAGCUGGACUUCCAGCUCCCGAGGAGGUUUCACCUCACCUACGUCAGUAAGGACGGGGACGACAAGAAGAGCCCUGUGAUCAUUCACCGGGCCGUCCUGGGCUCCGUGGAGAGGAUGAUCGCCCUCCUGGCGGAGAGCUACGGGGGCAAGUGGCCUUUCUGGCUGUCUCCUCGUCAGCUGAUGGUCAUCCCCGUGGGGCCGACUUGUGACAAAUAUGCACUGCAGAUCUCCAGCACGUUCUUUGAAGAAGGAUUCAUGGCUGACGUCGAUUUGGAUCAUAGCUGUGCACUAAAUCAGAAAAUCCAAAACGCCCAGCUGGCUCAGUAUAAUUUUAUUUUCGUGGUUGGAGAAGAGGAAAAAGCAAACAGUGCUGUCAACGUUCGAACAAGGGACAACAGAGUUCACGGAGAGAUGUCACUCGCUUCUGCCAUCGAUAAAUUGAAGAAUCUCAAGAAAUCGCGUACACUAAAUGCCGAGGGAGAGUUCUGA